AUGGUCCUUUAUCACAGCGUUCGAAUAGACAUGGUGCACUAUUGCAGGCUCGAGGCCCAUCUAGCUGAAAAGCGUAAGAAGACUUCACACCUCGACCGCAACGGCAUCCCGACAAAUCCGGCACUAGCGAGAUUGAGGCUCUUCCGACGGACAGUACGUGAAGAUCCAAUUCGUAUCGGCAAGGUCGUCCAAUUUCUCAAGACGCCGUUUAUGAUACGCGAAUCGUGGCAAGUCGAGUUGGCCCAAACCAUUGCCGUGCUGCCUAAUCUGCAAUAUGUUGACCUACCUGAGAGAAUGUUUACUGAUGAGCCCAAUAACGCCAUGCUCAGGCGCGAGGUGCAGGUGCGGUGCUGUAAGCUCCGCAAAAUCGCAUAUUCUCGGGGAUCUGAGUGUUGGCUUGUCGGUUUGGCCUCUCAGCAGGUGUGGCUAUGGCUCGAGGUUCUGGAGCUCAACAGCCUUGACGUCGACCCCUUGGCGAUGCGGGCUGUCCUCGCAUCUCUAACCCGCCUCCGGGCUCUCAAGGUCACAAAGACACACAGCUUUUCCGAUGAGCUGAUGGCCUUUGACGACGGUCUCCCUCCGCUGGUCGCAUUGGAAGAGCUGAUACUGAAGGAUACGCCUAGGAUGACUACUGUCGGUUUGAUCAAGUACUUAUCUUCAUAUGAGACCCAAAACGCGCUUAAGGUCCUAACUCUCGAGGACACGGGCGUCCAGUCGUCGCAGCUGCAAGAGGUCUUGGUAGUGACACCAAGCUUGAGGACCUUGGCUUUCCAGGCAAAGGUUUCGGAGCCUUUCCCGAGCGCGAAGUGGCCUCAACUGCUAGCAUCGGCGAAGCUGAAGACGUUGCGUUUCGAGAUUUCCGAAACGCCAGACGCGGCUUUCACGAUUGUCGUGGCCGAUCUCAAAGCUAGGAAGAACCCGAAUCAGUCGAGGCUGUAG
Hirsutella rhossiliensis is the source of this 939-nucleotide messenger RNA. RefSeq lists its product as uncharacterized. The transcript has 3 exons. The coding region runs from base 1 to 939 and encodes 312 amino acids. The record is from RefSeq and is a predicted model, not a curated record. NCBI's taxonomy places the organism in Eukaryota, Fungi, Ascomycota, Sordariomycetes, Hypocreales, Ophiocordycipitaceae.